Molecule: messenger RNA, 525 nt
Organism: Aspergillus pseudotamarii
Lineage: Eukaryota; Fungi; Ascomycota; Eurotiomycetes; Eurotiales; Aspergillaceae
Exons: 2
Coding region: 1-525 (174 amino acids)
Source: RefSeq, a predicted model, not a curated record
AUGCGGUCCAUGAUCCCAGAUUAUGCUGCCGAGUUUGAUAAAUACACCGGUAUCGGCUUUACCCAUGGGGAUCUGAACGCGCAUAAUAUCAUGACGACUGACGAAUUCCACCUGACAGGGGUCAUUGACUGGGAUUGGAUGUCUGUAGCACCGCUGCCAGCAAUUAUCCACCACCCCUGGUUCAUAGCCGAUGUCCCUGGAUGGAAUAAUGAUGGUGUAUUAGAGGGCGAAAGCUUCGCUAUGGACCGUCUUUACCUUGAGAGUUCAAUAUGGAAGAGGGAGAUCUCACACCACUUGCCUCUUACUGUGUCGACGCUGCUGAAAAACUCUAGGAAGAGACUGUUUUUCCAAUCAGCCUUCCACUAUAAAGACAUCCAUGAGAGAUUUGUCAAGAUGCACUGUCCAUGGACAGUAGACAACUUCAGAGCUGCAAGAUCCCAGUUGCAUCAUGUGCUCCAUUUGUAUCCCGAGUUGGAAAGUGAAGGAGUACAACAAACCAAAGAUCUUUUGCGGAAGGCUGAAUAA